Messenger RNA from Rotaria sp. Silwood2, 863 nucleotides. The record is from the annotation of a GenBank genome assembly. NCBI's taxonomy places the organism in Eukaryota, Metazoa, Rotifera, Eurotatoria, Philodinida, Philodinidae.
AUGACUGAUGAAUUCAAUCGAUAUUAUAUCAAAAUUCGAGCUAUUUUGGGAAUAGAUUCAAAAACAAUCUUUGACGAACUUACAGAGGCAUUGGGACCUGAUGCUCCAUCAUAUCCAACAGUCAGAAGAUGGGCGAAACGUUUUCGUGAAGGAAGAGACGAUGUCACUGAUGAUCCUCGAUCUGGUCGUCCGAUUUCGGUACUUACAGAUGAAAAUGUUGAACGCGUUCGACAAGUUAUCGAAGAUGAUCCACACUCAACUUAUGAUGAUAUUAUGGGUGAGAUUGAUCUAUCACGUGGUACAAUAGAACGAAUUAUUCAUGAUCGUCUAAAGAUGAGAAAAGUUACAUCACGUUGGGUUGCUCAUCAACUUACUGACGAACAAAAACAAAAACGACUUAGAAUUUGUCGUCAAAAUUUAGAGAAAUUUAGAAAUGGAACAUGGCAUUUAUGUGAUGUUAUUACUGGUGAUGAGACAUGGAUUUAUCACAGGCAGAUUGGUCGAAAGUCAAGCAAUGCUACUUGGGUUGGCGAAAAUGAACCACCAAGAACCAUUGUUCGUCGGAAUAGAUUUGAACCUAGAACACUAUUUUGCUUCUUCUUCAAAUCCACUGGUUCUCUUCUCAUACACAAAGUAGAUAAGGGCAAGACAAUCGAUCAUGACUACUAUAUUGAUAAUUGUCUUAUACCUGUUAUCAAUGAAAUAAGAAAAAAGGAAAAGUCGUCACGUACUACAUAUAAAAUGCUUCAUGAUAAUGGUCCUCCUCAUACUCAUCCAGAUGUUAUUGAUUAUUUAAUGGAGGAAGGAAUCGAAAUCAUUCCACAUCCACCAUAUUCACCAGAUCUCGCACCGUGUGACUUUUG